CUCAAAUUUGUGAGUAGUUAAUCUUUGCAAUACAAGUUGUUUGUGAGCUCGUGCAGUGGCGGAAGUUUUGAAAACUGAAGGUUUUGGAGUCACAUUUCAUCGGAAUAUGGAGCACGAAACGAUAACAUCCAGAGGAAAAUCGUUCUACUGUGACAUUUGCCAUGUGAAAAUAGUUACAGGUAAAGCUGUUGAAGAUCAUGUCCAAGGAAAGAAACACCAACGUCUGAUUGCAAUCCAGGCUUCAAGACAAAAGCAAGCAGAAUGUAGCAUAUUUGUGGGGGGACUCACCAAGCUUGUCUCCGAGUUGGAACUCUCAGAUUAUUUCUCUAAAUUUGGCAGUGUUGCUCAGGUCAUUGUGGACAAGGAUAAGGGAAAGUAUGCCAUCGUGGAGUUCAGUCAGAAAGAGGAUGCUGAGAAGGCAGCAGAGGAGGAGAAGCAGAAGAUGAAUGGGAAGAAGAUCACGGUCAGACCUAGAGAAAACAAGCCCUUUGCUCUCAAAGGCAAGCAGCAAGCUUCUGCAGGAAAGAAAGCCAAGACCGCCAGAGAGAAAGAGAUGGAUAAUGUCCUGGAAGGACUCCUGGAAGCAGAAGAUGUUUGUUCUCAAAUGACAGCCCUAGUCGAGGAAACAUGUCUGGACCAAUCUGAUCUUCAGCUCCGGUAUCUCAUCUGCGACUUGCUUCAAGAGGUGUUUGUGGAGAUGUUUCCCAAGUGCAGAGUUUUCCCAUACGGCUCAUCCGUCAGUGGAUUUGGGGUCAAAGGUUGUGACCUUGACCUUCAGAUUGACCUGGGUCGAGACAGUGAACAAUACAAGUACAAAUUUGCCUCCAUGUUCCCUGAUGAAGAUGACAUGGAGACCAAUGAAGAGAUGGCAGCAGGUACCUCAGAUGCUGAUGGUACAUCCUCUGAACAGCCAGAAACAAGCAAUAUGACACAUGAGGAGAUCCUUCAGAUCUUAUGUCGUCUUCUGAAGCAGUGUGUCCCAUCCUGCCAGCAUGUCAGGGUUAUCCCAAGCAGUCGUAGACCAGUCAUCAAGUUCAUCCACAAGGAGUCUGGUCUGCACUGUGACCUGUCUCUAGACAACAGACUUGCUCUGAGAAACACAGAGCUCCUUCACUUCUACUCCUCACUCGAUGAGCGCGUAAGACCGCUAGUAUGUUGCCUGCGUCAGUGGGCAAAACACCAGCAGCUGUCGGUGAACCAGCAGGGUCCAGGACCCAAAAUGACCAACUAUGCCUUGACUCUCCUAGUAAUCCACUACCUUCAGAACACACAGCCUACAUUACUGCCAACCAUUCAUCAACUCAGGGAACUCGCAGGUCCAGACGAGAGUACUAUCAUUGCAGGAUGGGACUGUUCUUUCACAACUGAUGCAUCAAAGGUCAGUUGCCUCGACAACACAGAGACCAUAGAUCGUACGAAAAGAAAAAGAGAUGAGGAGCUGGCCAAGAGUGCAAAGCAGUGCAAGUUUCUGGAAUGUUUCAUGAAGAAGAGGUGUCCCUCAUCAGAGAAUGUAUCCAGAAUAAAGCAUAAUCAUCCUUCAAGUUUACAGGAUGAUCAUGAAGCUCAGCCAGGUGAGAAGGCAGAGUCAGCAUCCAAGCAUGAUGAUGAUGGUUCCACUCCUCCACCACUAGCUGCAAGUUCAUCUGCUACUUCUUCUCAGCAACCUCAGAUGACCAAGUCAGCAUCUCAGCAACGCGAUGAUGGUGCUAGUCCUCCACUAGCUGCAAGUUCAUCUGCUACUUCUUCUCAGCAACCUCAGAUGACCAAGUCAGCAUCCAAGCAUGAUGAUGAUGGUUCCACUCCACCACCACUAGCUGCAAGUUCAUCUGCUACUUCUUUUCAGCAACCUCAGAUGACCAAGUCAGCAUCCAAGCAUGAUGAUGAUGGUUCCACUCCACCACCACUAGCUGCAAGUUCAUCUGCUACUUCUUCUCAGCAACCUCAGAUGAUCAAGUCACUGUCCCAUCCUCAUGAUGAUUGUGCGAGUUCUCAUAGUGCUAAUGCUACUAGGAGAACAAAAUCUUCAACUGUCGAUAGCUGGGGAUAUGAUUGGCUUAAGUACAAUGAACACAACGGGUAUGUGUCAAAGGUUUGGUGUAGUGUGUGUCGGAAUGCCAGACAUCGAGGGACCAAAGUAUCAAUGCAUCCAGGACAAGCACAAAUUUGUGAUAAUGAUGCAUACAUCGUAGGAACAAGUAAUGUGAAAAAGGACACAUCAAAAUCUCAUUCCAGAUCGAAGUUCCACUUGUCUGCUGUUCAAGCCACGCUCCCUCUGGUUGAAAAAUCGAAACUUGCACAGCAAUUUCAGACAAUGCAGGACAGAACAAAGGCCAAAAUGAGUAAGCUUUUUGACAUCGCUUACAUGGUUGCACAUUGUGAACAACCCUUCACCAUGUACAAACAAUUUGUGCUUCUUGAAAAGAAGCAUGGCGUUGACCUUGGAGUGACAUACAUAAAUGAUGCUGCAUGUCGCACGUUCAUUCAUCACAUAGCCGCUACAAUGAGAGAAGACCUUGAGAAGCUUUUUGGACAGGAGCCGUUCUACUUCUCAUUACUGUUUGACGGCAGUACAGAUAAAUCCAUUUCUGAAAAAGAGGUUGUCAGCAUCAAGCUCAUUGAAGAUGGCAUUCCGAAGAUAAAAGUCCUUGGAAUAGCAGAACCAGAAAGGUGUGAUGCCCCUACAGUUGAGCAAGCGAUACGGAAGUUGUGUGAGGACCACAACCUCAACCUGAAGAACGGCUUUGUGGCAUCAGCAGCUGAUGGCGCUGCAGUAAACUUCGGAGAGAGGAGUGGAAUCCUGACCAGGUUCCAGCGAGAAGAUGCUCCAUGGUUAAUCAAGAUGCACUGCAUUGCACACCGGCUCGAACUUGCCUUGAAGGAUGCUUUCAAGAACACAUAUUAUGUGCUGAUCGACGAGCUUAUGAUGCAAAUGUACUACAUCUAUAGACGGUCUGCAAAGAAGUGGCGGGAAGUCAAGGCUGUGGCGUCAGCACUCAACAAGCAUGUAGUCAAGCCAAGUCGUUCACAGGGAACCAGAUGGGUGGACCACCGUCGAAAAGCGCUGAAAUGCUUGGCUACCAACUACCAUUGCAUUGUCAGCCAAUUUGAAGAACAAGCAUCCGGUCAGCGUAAAGACAUCUCUCCAGCUGAUGCAGCCAAAAUGAAAGGGUUUUUGAAGAUGCUUAAGUCCUCUAAGUUACAUAUGAGCAGCUACAGGGAUAUGGUGGAAUACUUGGCAGAGCUAUCCCUCGGCUUUCAGAGGGAUGACCUCCCAGUGUCCAGUGUUGGCAGGAAUAUCCUUGUAGCACAAGCUGGGCUGAAACGGAUGGAGGAAAAACCAGGCCCCCAUCUGAGAACCGUCCUUGCUGCCGCAACUGAGGCAGUGAACGAGGAGGAGGCAGAAGAGAGUCCAACCUUCUCUUUCCAGGAUGUCAAACUCAAGGUUACCAAGAAAGAUGUUGUGGACUUUCAGGCCAGCAAAGUGAAGGUUCUGAAAUCUGUGAGUACUUGCCUAGAGACUAGGCUGGCUGACUUCGGUGACGACCCGAUUAUCAAGGCAGCCAAGAUUCUUGAUCCAAUCGGAUAUCCAUCCGAUGUCCAGGAAGCAGUAGACUUUGGUAUUGAUGAGAUCCACACAUUGUGCGAUCACUUUAGACCCCUCUUGAUGGCAAAGGGCUGUGAGGUAGAGCUGGUUGAGGUCGAGUGGAUGAAGCUCAGACAGGAAGCGAAGAAAGAGAAGUUUCAAGACCUCUGGAAGAAUGUCCUAGUUCACCAGGGAGAUGUGUACCCCAACCUAUGCCAUAUCAUCAGGAUACUGCUUGUGCUACCCACAUCAACAGCGCAGGUAGAACGGCAGUUCUCUACCAUCAAGAGAUGCCAAGGUGACUGGCGACUAAGUCUCAGUACUGCAACAAUCACAGACUUACUACGCAUAUCCAACGAAGGUCCAGCACCUGAAGAAUAUAAUCCAGAGGCUGCUGUGCAACAUUGGUUUGUCACCAGUAAUGCAUCAAGACGUCCAUCUGUCCAGCCUUAUGGAAGCAGAGUCACUACCCCACAAGCAACAGACUGGUCUGCUUCAGAGAGUGAUGGAUCUUCUGACUGAAUCUGAUAAUAAUUAUAAUCAUAUAUUUUAUUCUGCUUUUAUAUACAUGUACUAUGUAGCCUUUAAUACAUCUCAUACUCAUAGAUAUAUGUUCUAAGUGCGUAACAGAAAUGUUAUUACCCCUGUCAUAUCACACAUAGGAGCAUCACUAUCCUGGCUGUGUAGUAAAAGCUGUGCUUUUCAUUCUCAACAUUUCAAACACCACUGUA
Messenger RNA from Strongylocentrotus purpuratus (purple sea urchin), 4314 nucleotides. RefSeq lists its product as uncharacterized. Gene Ontology annotation, molecular function: RNA binding; protein dimerization activity; zinc ion binding. The coding region runs from base 107 to 4105 and encodes 1332 amino acids. Lineage: Eukaryota; Metazoa; Echinodermata; Echinoidea; Camarodonta; Strongylocentrotidae. The record is from RefSeq and is a predicted model, not a curated record. The transcript has 12 exons.